AUGCCAUCUCAUGAGCGCGACCAUCGCCGCUCUCACGACAGGGAUGCGCGCCGCCGUACGCGCUCCCGCUCUCGCUCACCACGCCCCUCCCACGACCGACGUCACAAACAUCGCUCGCGCUCGCCGCGCCGCCACCACUCUCAUCGGCAUCACGAGUCCAGCCGGUCGAAGCACAAGAGCGCUACACCUGCCAGUCUUCCAUUCAAUGCGCGCCAGAUCUCGAAGCGCGAUUACGAUGCCUUCAAGCCCAUGUUCUCGCUAUACCUGGACAUUCAGAAGCAGCUGAUCUUGGAAGACAUGGACGAUACUGAGGCAAGAGGGCGGUGGAAGAGCUUUGUGGGGAAGUGGAACCGUGGAGAACUGGCCGAGGGCUGGUACGAUCCUGCGACGCUGCAAAAAGCGGCUGAUUCUUUUGGGGAAGGAGAGGAUAGUGCAGCAGCACCUCGCUCGCCCGCGCAACAGCGGAAGAGCUCACCAGACUACAAUGCGGGUGCAGAUGCGCGCGGAACCAAACCGCGACGCAACCGCGCCGAAGACGACGACGAUAGCGAGGACGAGUUUGCGCCGGCGUUGCCUAGCGAAAUCGGGUUUGUAGAUGCGCGGCGCUCAGGCCCCGCGAUCCCACGCAUUGAAGAUCUUGCGUUACGCAGGGAGCACGAGGAAGAAGACGCACUCGCAUCGCGCGACGACCUGCGAUACGCACGGCGCGCAGAUAGAGCACUGCAAAAAGAACGACUGGAGGAGAUAGCGCCGCGCGCAGACCCUGGCAGCCGGGAGCGGCAGUUGGAGAAGAAGCGAGAGAAGACGUCGGCGCUGAACGAAUUUCGCAAUGCCAAGGAGGCGGGGGACGCUGAGGUCGGCGAAAACGAGCUGAUGGGUGAUGAUGGCGUUGAGGGGUUCAAGGCGAGGCGGAAGGAAGAAGAGCGCCGCAAGAAUGAACGCGAGAUUCGCAAGGAGGAAGUGCUGCGCGCGAGAGCGGCGGAAAGGGAAGAACGGUUGGCGGUGCAUAGGGCCAAAGAGGAGCAGACGGUGGAUAUGCUGAAAGAUUUGGCUAGGAAGAGGUGGGGUGAGGGGUUUUGA
Aplosporella prunicola CBS 121167 is the source of this 1080-nucleotide messenger RNA. RefSeq lists its product as uncharacterized. The transcript has 3 exons. The record is from RefSeq and is a predicted model, not a curated record. Lineage: Eukaryota; Fungi; Ascomycota; Dothideomycetes; Botryosphaeriales; Aplosporellaceae. Bases 1 to 1080 code for a protein of 359 amino acids.